Messenger RNA from Phymastichus coffea, 3837 nucleotides. RefSeq lists its product as uncharacterized. Bases 842 to 1912 code for a protein of 356 amino acids. NCBI's taxonomy places the organism in Eukaryota, Metazoa, Arthropoda, Insecta, Hymenoptera, Eulophidae. The record is from RefSeq and is a predicted model, not a curated record. The transcript is spliced from 4 exons.
CUUAGUAGCAGCUAGAACCGGAUUCGCGAUAUAUCGCCAUUCGCCGCGGCUACGCGGCCAAAGACACUCGCUAUCUCUCACCUCGUCGAAAAAUCUAUCACGACCCCCGCAGCUACGGUGUGGCCCGCUCGUGGAUCUGAAGGAACACUUGGCAACUGAACAACGCCAGGCAACAUCAUCCAACCCCCUUGUAGGAUCGCGUCUCUAUCAGGACAACGUGCACGUGCUGCUGUGUGUUGUUGAACCUACUCUCCGAGGACUUCCACCACUCUCGCUCUCAUCCUCGUCUCACGGCGAGUCAAUCUGGUGUCGAGCGAAACAACCAGACACGUACAAAACUUAUGCAGGAAAUAAGUAUCUUUAUAAUAUUUUUCUAAUCAAAGAAAGUGAUUGUCAUCAGAUAGCAAUUGUGACAAAAUGUGUAUUAAAGUAUUUGAGUGAUGAAUGAAUCUCAUUUACCAUAGCUAGUGUGACGAAGACGACUAAUUUUCUACUAUCAAAGCUAGUAAGAAGAACAUUGCCUCUGCCGUUCACCACCAAGGUUCAGGUUUAAGGCUCUGCAUUCUUCGUAGUUCAAUUUGACGUGAUUUUGAAAUUUUAAUUCAACUAUAUUUACAUCUCUUUAAAACCAGUUUGAAACUAGUGCUACCUUUCGGACAUAUCGUCGUUAAAGAAGAGCAUCGUUCUCUCAAUAAUAAUUCAAGUGCUUCCACUGCUAUAUAAAGCAGCGUCAUGCCGGUGUCAGCUCGAUGGUAUUAGUGUAUGAAGUGCUCGGAGAGAAAGUGAUUAUCGACAAAGUUUAUCAAUUCGGAGUGGCAAUAGAAACGACGUAUUGGCAGCAAUGUCGGAAAUCGAGCAAACCAGCGCAACUGCGCCAGUACCUGCACCAAGUCGAGUGACAAUUCAGCCACCAGUGCUCCAGGUGGCGUCAAGAAUGCUGCGUUCGCCAAGCCACGAAAGUGUCACCACGGAUCUAUCGUUAUUCAGCGUCUCAUCCAUCGCCAGUGACGUCAAGUGUGCCAAUCGCUUAGCAACCUUCAAAUCCUACAGUGAUGUGCACUUGUCAGCUCGUGGUCCCUCGCCAAAUCCAGACUCCAGGCUACAGGUGCAAGGCAACAGGCCGGCGGACAUCCCAGAGAUCCUGUGGUUCGAGGAGGAGACCGAGCUGAUCCGCAGCUGUGGCGCGCUGUCGUCAGCGCUGGGCCUGCAGAAGAGCUUCAGCACGUCGGACGUGUCGCAGCUGCCGAGCCCGGAGGCCUGCGGCGGGGGCCGGGGCAUGCGCGCGGCCGUCUCGUCGCACGGCCUCGACCUCGCCCACCGCGACCGACUGCUGCUCGAGCAGGCACGUCUCGACCAUGCCUCGCGCUCUUGCAGCACCUGGGUGGCCGUCGGUGACGUGGCUAGUACCUCGCAGCUGCCCAGCCCGCACGGCGGCGCCGCCAGCCUGCCAGCCGCCGCCGCGCUCGUCGGCCAGCAGCAGCCACAGCCCGGCCAGCUGGGCGCCCCGGCUCAGGCCUCGACCACACUGCCUUUCACGGCCGCCGACCUCGUGCGCUCGGUCAACAAGAAGGUCCGCCAGAACUACAUUCGGCGCAGGUUGCUCACCACCUACCGGGCCCUCGAGCGCCUGUCGCAGAGCGAGUUCAACCUGGACCGGCUGGAGGCGGCGGCCUCGGCGGCGCAAACUUCGGCGAGCGCCGCGCUGGUGGUGCCCGGCACGUCUCUGGCCGGCUCGUCCGCCGCGAUAGCCGCCCUCCUACCCGGGCGCACGCCCGCCCGGGACCACGCGCUCACCAUCAAGGACGUGGAGCGCGAGCGCGGUAAGCAGCUCUCCAAGUACGAGCGCAACAUGAUGAUUUUCAACUGGCUGCACACCCUCGACGACAGCGAGAAGGACGAGACUGCUCAGUAGAACCACUCGCCUCCCUUCUGCUCUUCCUUCUUCGUCCCUGCUGCGCUGACGGCCUUCACUCUUCCGCCGAGUGCUGCUGCCUGAAACUAUCGUGAACGCUGGAGUGAGUUCGUGAGUUCCGUUCGAGCCCGAUCUUACUUUUUCAAAACUGACGCAUGCGCUUCUUCACUGGCACCACGAGCAUUGCAUCCGUUUUUUUAUUUCUUUUUCUUAUCGUUUCAUUACAAAAGACUAUCGAAGGGAAUCAGCAAAAUUAUAUACUAUGAUCGGAUGAUUAUAUAGUAUCAACAUCAACGCAAACAAAACUAUACCGACAAAAGUUCAAGAAAUACAUCGCAUUUUACAAAUUUUACUAUUUUUAUAACAAAACGUAUUUUUAAAACUGUUGAAUUCUUUACUAUUCGUUGAUUCAAAACAAACAUAUAUACAACUUAUGAAUUUGAAACUAAUAAAUAUUACGAAUAUUUUGUUUUAUUUCGAUUGAAAUAAGCUGUCAUAAGAGAUUUCAAUACCAAAAGAUGCGGAUAGAGUAAGUGCAACGGUUACCGUUUAUUCAAGUGUUCCCAUUUCCGCUGGUUACAAUCAAUACGAAAAACGUCUAAUCUAUUGAAAUCUAUCGUAUUAAGUCUCUCAAAUAGAUAUAGUAUCGUGAAAUAAUAAUUUUUCGUAUAUUCAAUUAUUUUUGCAAUUGUUUGUUUCAAUUAAUACAGAUACAAGUAAAUUCUUCUAUUUACCUAGCAAAUCUUAUUUUCUUAUCCAGUCACUCUAAUUAAACCACAUAUUGUACAGUAACAUUUGACAAAUCUUAAUUAAAUUUGUAAAUUGUAAAUUACGGGUAACACAUUUUUUUGGAAGUUAUAAUGAACAGUGGGUGACAUAUCAGUAGGGGUCAUCCGGAUACUGGUGCACUUACUCUAACUAAAUGUUAAUGUUGUUUUUUCAAAUAUUUACCUCAAUGUGAGGACAAAAUGUGUUUCUUUAUCUAUCGAUAUUGUAGCAGUCUUUCACAUUAAUAUAAAAAAUGUAUACUUUCAAAGUUUAGACAGGGGUAUUAUUUUUGUUAAUGCUAAGCCUCAAAUUCAAGCUCUAGAAAUACAUACCGAGUAAGACUGUGAAUAAGAUAACAACUGCAAGCAUAUCUUUAGACAUAUAUUUUACUCAAGUGUUGUAUACGUUACAUUUAGAAUUCAUAGGUAAUUUAUAUACACAUAAAUAACUCUGCUCAAAAUUUGUUCUUUUUUUCUUAAGGAAUAUGUUAUAACAUUGUAGAAUGCCUUAAUUUGGCAAUAUCAAACUGAAUAAACUUAAAACAUUAACGGAAUAAUAAUUAUAAAUGAUAUCAGUACGAAAAAUCAAUUGUGUACAAAGCAAAGAAGUACUAAAUGUGCCUAAAACUAUACUAACUAUGUGAAUACUGAUUUAGUUGAAGUAAGUUUCUCUUAGAUAUUUAUAAAAUAUCAGUUGUACUCUCGCGAACGUACGUAUAAGGCGCUAAUAUCCAGUGGCAGCAUAAAUGUGAACAGCCAAAGUGUAUAAUAAUUCGUUAUGUUAAUUUAACGACUCACUCUAGCGCUUCUUUAUAGUUUGCAACUAUUGUUCUACUGUAAAUUAAACAAAAGUUAAGUAUUGUUGAUCACGUGAGUAUUGUAUUCGUCAACGCUUCAUCUCGCUGAAAUUUUAUGGAAUUGUUGGGAUUUCUAGCAAAAGAUAUGCAUCUGGUCUGAAAAUCAAGUUUGUUUUUAUUAUACAAGUUGUUUAUUAUAAAUUAUUUUAGAAAAUAUUUAUAACGCGACAAUUUUGUAGAAAUAUUUAUUCUUCAAACAUGAUUUAAAAGCUUUUCAAAUUAAAAUAUAUUAAGUAAGAACAUUUUAUAACAAACGAUAUAAAUACAGAUAACAUUCCGUGAAUACAUACACGUUUCAGUG